UCUCUGGCUGGGUUUUUCUGGAGGAUAGUCCAUGCAUUUCCUGCUUGCUCCUUACAGUAUAGCAGCCCUGCAAAGCGUCAUGACGUCACUGCGGUGUCAUUUUAUUUACAUGAGACUCCAGCUGUUACACUGACUCUGCAAACAGAGCCGAUGUGUGUGUCCGUGGGUGUGUGUCAUCUCCACGUGAUCCCGCUUGCCAAUGUCCUUCUACAAACCACUCAGCAUAAUGGCUGCGGAUGCUGCGGAUGCUCUCCUCCCGCACCGCAUCCCCUUACCACGCAUCCUGCCCCUGCUCCUCCUGAUCGUCUCCGUUAUCACCACACCGAGCCACGGGCUGCUGGGCUUCCGACCGGAGGACACAGGAGGAGAUCUAUCCGUGCAGGACGGGGUGCUGAAGGCCACCGAGGGGACGCGGUUCAUAUUACGCGUGUACUAUGCAGCAUCUCCGCAGAGGCACAACCGGAGCGUCAGCAGCUCCGGCGGAACAGCCGCGCCGUGGAUCGCUUUCAUAGAAGAACCGGAGCCGGGCAGAGAGGGGCAGGUGCAUCCCAAACGCAACUUGUGCGUGGAGGAAAGCGCCAGGAGCUCUGAUAUAGAGCUCAUCGGGUCUUUUAAGUCAGCCUCCAGCCAGAACUCCAUCCUGGUAGAGCUGCUCGCCAAAGACCUGCGGAGAGGAGAGAACAUCAAGUAUUACUCCAUGUGCGCCUUUGACGGGAUCAAAUGGGAGCACUACCGGACGCGCGACUUCUGGCUGGCGGUAGUGGAGCGGCCGCCGCAUACGGAAGGGUGGCUGCAGGCAGGACUGUCGGUGCUGCUACUGGCGCUUUCCGCGCUCUUCAGCGGGCUGGUGAUCAGUAUGCUAGCGCUGGACCCGGUGGAGCUCAAAGUGUUGCAGAACAGCGGCACGGGCAAGGAGCAAAAGUACGCGCACAAGAUUGAGUCGGUGCGCAAACACGGCAACUACGUCCUGUGCACCUUGGUGCUAUGCAACGUGCUUACCAACACUUUCCUGGUGGUCUGGAUGUGCCAGAUCCUCGGAGCAACGCCCGUCUCCACCGCGGCGUGCACUUUUCUCAUCUUCUUCAUCGGAGAGAUCCUGCCGCACUCCGUUGCUUCUAGACACGGGCUGGCUAUCGCGUCCAAGACCGCAUGGUUAACCAAGAUGCUGAUGCUGCUUACUUUCCCCAUUACAUAUCCUAUCAGCAAACUUCUAGACAAUAUGCUGCACCAGGAAAUCAGCAACUUCUACACCCGUGAGAAGCUGCUGGCUAUGCUGAGAGUUACCGACCCGUAUCAUGACCUGGUGAAAGAGGAGCUGAACAUCAUCCAGGGAGCUCUGGAACUCAGGAGCAAAACCGUGGAAGACGUGCUGACCCCUCUCAAUGACUGCUUCAUGCUGGCCUCGGAUGCCAUCCUGGACUUCUACACCAUGUCAGACGUAAUGCAGAGCGGAUACACUCGCAUUCCUGUGUUCGAGAACGAACGGUCUAAUAUUGUCGACAUACUUUUCGUCAAAGAUCUGGCAUUUGUUGAUCCAGAUGACUGCACGCCGUUAAAAACCAUCACUCAGUUCUACAAGCACCCGCUGCACUGUGUCUUUAACGACACCAAACUGGAUGCAAUGCUGGAGCAAUUCAAGAAAGGGAAAUCUCAUUUGGCUAUCGUGCAGAGGGUCAAUAACGAAGGAGAAGGAGACCCGUUCUACGAAGUCAUGGGCAUCAUCACUCUGGAAGACGUCAUUGAGGAAAUCAUCAAGUCUGAGAUUGUGGAUGAAACGGACCUCUACACUGAUAACCGUACAAAGAGACGAGUAUCUCACCAUGAGAGGAAACAGCAAGACUUCUCCAUAUUUAAACUGUCAGAGAAUGAAAUGAAGGUCAAAGUUUCACCACAGCUUCUGCUUGCAACACAUCGCUUUCUAGCAACAGAAGUAGAGCCUUUUAAGUCGACGCAUCUCUCAGAGAAGAUACUCCUGCGAUUGAUAAAGCACCCGAGCGUGGUGCAGGAACUCAAGUUUAAUGAGAAAAACAAGCAAUCGCCAAAGCACUACCUCUUCCAGCGCAACAAACCUGUGGAUUAUUUCAUCCUCAUACUGCAGGGUCAAGUGGAGGUAGAGAUCGGUAAAGAGGGACUGAAGUUUGAAAACGGGCCGUUCACAUACUAUGGCUUACCUGCUAUCAUGACAAUCCUUCCCACAGUUCACAGAUCACCGUCCCAGAGCAGCGGUCUCAAUCAUUCGGAUACUACAAUUCAUGUAGGCAGUCUGGGUCAACUGAGCAUCAGCGGAGGACCGUAUUUACCAGACUAUUCAGUUCGCCAGCUCACAGACCUACAGAUCAUUAAGAUCACUCGUAACCAUUAUCAGAACGCCCUGACAGCUACACGCAUGGACAGCUCUCCACAAACACCCGACGCAGACAGCCAAGUGCCUGGGGAGAGAAUGACAAUCCCUGAGACGCGCUCCAACAGUAUCGCCCUUCCUCUGACAGAACCACGACCCUAUCUGACCCGAUUCCACCAGCACAGACACCUCUACAGACACCCAGACAGCACCAGCACCCUAAAUGAGAGGAACCGCAUCGUCCGAAGUAAGUCAGAUGGACAGAAGAGCCCCAGUGACUCUGUGUUCCUGCGUAUGGAUGACACCCCAUAUAUAAGAGACACUCACGUGGAAAGAAAAGAAGGAACUGAUGCAACAGCUGUACCCAUGGAUACAGACCAGUCUACAUCUCAGCUCAUCAGCUCUCACUCUCUGGGUGGCUCGGAUGAGAACCUGGGGAAAAAACUGCUUCGGAAACUCAGCAACAAAAAAAGAAAGAAGUCUCGUAAUGGAGAUAAACCUCUGGAAGACAAUCCUGAACAAUCACAGGUGAAGACCUAGCAUUCGUUGAAUGGGUUUUUGCUCUCUCACCUGCUUCUCCCACAAAUGUGAAAUUGACCAUCACAACAGAUGUAGCAUCAGAAAACCUUGCCUUCAGCAUUGCAAUGGGCUGGACAACCUGAGAAAUAUAACAAACCAGAAAUUUACAACAUGCAGCAAGACAUUUUUAAUUGACAAGAUGCUACAUAACCGUUGAUAUACUACCGUUUUGAUGGAGGUUUAUGAUGAUGUCAUCUCCAGUCACUGUGGUAAUGACAUUCUGACCUCUGACUCCGGGCAAAGCCAGCAAGCACAAGCCUGGAGACCUGAAGUCAACCGUUUGACCAAUGUGAGGUCAGAACCUUUAGUAUGUCACAAGAUAUGGUCAGCUUUGAGUAGAAUUAUCCAGAAACAAAGUGUUUAUUGUGUGUUUUUAUAUCAUAUUAAGUGAGAGGUAUUCGCCAGGUUGUGUCUGGAGCUCAAUCAAGAUAUCAGAGCACUUUGAGACAGAUCAGAUCCAUUUAAUUCAUAUUCUGUUGAAUAGCUGAGGUGUUGACAGAGAAGAAAUACCUAUAUUAGGUAAGUGGUGUCAAAAUCUUUUGUUUUCAAAAUAAUUAAUAUUUUAUAUUUAUUUCUUAUCAUUUUGCUUUUAUUUUUGCACAUAGAGAGGUACAAAGAUAAUUUUUUAAGCUAUUUUAUGUGCCAGUGCUAAUGGUCCAAGCAAAUGUAUUUGACAUUAGAUUUAUUUGUUUAAAAAUAAUAUUUAUUAUAUCGGCAUGCUUUUCUCGAACAGCAGUGCUAUUAUUGAUAUUAUUAGAACAGCAUUGUGCUUAUUGUAUAAAAUAUUAUAAAAAGUUAGGAUAUGCGCAAAGCCAUAACUCGAACAAACUUGAAGCACUGAUACUAAAAUGUCACCUCAGAUAUAGAUAUAUUGUGUGUGUGUGUGUGUGUGUGUGUGUGUGUGUGUGUGUGUGUGUGUGUGUGUGUGUGUGUGUG
This is a messenger RNA of Carassius auratus (goldfish), 3856 nucleotides long. Its product is annotated as metal transporter CNNM1. Gene Ontology annotation, molecular function: transmembrane transporter activity. The record is from RefSeq and is a predicted model, not a curated record. Lineage: Eukaryota; Metazoa; Chordata; Actinopteri; Cypriniformes; Cyprinidae. Gene Ontology annotation, cellular component: plasma membrane. The coding region runs from base 200 to 2881 and encodes 893 amino acids. The transcript is spliced from 10 exons. Gene Ontology annotation, biological process: magnesium ion homeostasis; transport.